UUUAAAAUAAAUGUUCUCGUCUUAACGUUUAAAGUUGAGAACGGAAGAGAAAAUGUUAAUAAAUUUAAGUAAAUAAAUAAUAAUAAUAAUAAAAAAAAAAUCCGUACAUAAAAUGAGUAUUUCGCUUAGUUCUUUUUUUCUUGGUGUAUUGUUGUAUUUAAGCUGUAGCCGUACGUUUGCCAAGCAUGCAGAAGUUUCGAGUUCACUUAACGAUAGACUUCGACGUGAUGUUGGUUUCAAAAGUUCAAUAAUUAAAUUACUUAGUUUGUUUAGUGAUCCUAUCGAUGAAGAACAUGACGAUCUUGAAAACGAAACUUCCAAAACUCAUGCUUAUGAAUGGGUUGUUCAACUAUCUUCUGAUAAUUUGAAUAUAGCUAAAGAAAUUGGUAAAAAAUACGGUUUUCAGCAUGUGGAAAGGAUAGAAUUACAAGAUAAAGAUUUUAAUUCUGGUGGAGUUUUCAGAUUUUCUCACAGUGAACCUAAGAAAGGUGAGGAAUUACUUGAAGAACCUAAUUUAAAACAUUCUGAAUCUACUGACAAUAGAAUCGAUAAGUUUCGUGAUGAUGAUUUAAAGAGAACAAUUCUAGAAAAUAAACACAAUAUUAAAAAUGAGGAUCGUGUCAUGUAUUUUAAACGGCAAAGAAUACUUAGUAGGGAAAAAAGAUUGCCAAUUAAAAAUAUUUUUAACAUAGAUGAUCCUCAGUUUGGAAAACAAUGGUAUAUUAAUAAUAAGGGUCAAACCUCAGGUCCAUCAUCAUUUGAUGACAGGGUUUUGAAAGUUUGGGAAGAAGGAAUUACUGGACGAGGUGUUAAAGUAUCUAUUUUAGAUGAUGGAAUGGAUCACACGCAUCCAGACCUUAAAGAUAACUAUGAUCAACAAUCUAGCAAAGAUAUUAAUGGACAUGAUGACGAUCCUUUCCCAGACGAUACUGACCCAUACAAUGCUCAUGGAACUAAGUGUGCUGGUACAGUUGCUGCUGUAGCUAAUAACUCAAUAUGUGGUGUUGGAAUUGCUUUUAAUGCAAAGAUAGGUGCUAUUCGAAUGCUAGAUGGUAAAGCAACAGACCUUAUUGAAGCUGAUGCGUUAUCAUAUCAUAGAGAUCACAUUGAUAUUUAUAGUUGUUCUUGGGGUCCAAAAGAUAAUGGAGUUACAUUUGGAAGACCUGGGCCAUUGGGUAGACUGGCUUUAGCACAAGGAGCGAAAGAUGGAAGAAAAGGUAGAGGGUCUUUGUUUGUCUGGGCAACUGGUAAUGGAGGUAUGAAUAAAGAUGACUGUAAUGCUGAUGGCUAUGUUAACAGUAUUUAUACACUUGGUAUCGGUUCUGUCAAUGAACAUGGUGUAUCCACUUAUUAUGGUGAAAAAUGUGCGGCAAUGAUUGCUGUUACAUAUUGCAGUGGAGCUCACUCUGGUAGUAACGGUGAUCCACAAGCCGUAGUUAUUACAACAUAUUUACAUCAUCAAUGCACUGACAGUUUUGUUGGAACAUCUUCAGCAGCUCCGCUUGCAGCAGGAAUUUUCGCUUUGGUGCUUGAAGCAAACCCUUUACUAACCUGGCGCGACAUUCAACAUUUGGUUUUCCAAACUGCUGUUAAAACAAGUCCUAUGGAUUUAGGCUGGGCGGUUAAUGGUUGUGGAAAGCCAUACAAUCACAAAUUUGGUUUUGGACUUCUUGAUGCUUUUGCAUUAGUGAAACAAGCUUUAAAUUGGACUCUAGUAUCACCUCAAAAAAGCUGUCAUUUUAAAUUAAGUUUUGAUAAUGGCUACAUUCCUUCUGGUCAUCACUUUAAACUAAGUUUCACAACAGAUGGCUGUCAAAGCUGCAAAACCAAAAACGAUGAAGGAAAAUGUAAAAACAGUAUAACAAAACUAGAACAUGUUGUAGUUAACGUUACAUUAAAGCAUCGUCGUAGAGGAGACCUGAGCAUUGAUCUAAUUUCACCUGCUGGAACUGUCAGUCAUAUGUUGCACGAACGACCUUAUGACGAUUCUACUACAGGACUUAAAGGAUGGACUUUAAUGACCCUAUUCAAUUGGUGCGAGAAUCCAAAAGGAACUUGGCAAUUGUUGUUUAUUGACAAAAAUGUUAGCAAUUCAUAUGAGCGUAAUGUGCGAGAUCUUGAGGAUGAAUACAUAAAAGAGUUAGAUGAAAAAAAAAAGGAAGGUACAGAUGAAAAAUUUGAAGAAGAAAGUGCCGAUGUAACCCUAGGAGAAGAUAUUUCAAAUGAAAAAAAGACUGUUUGGUCAGGUGGUUUUAGAGAUGCAGCAUAUCAACGCUACCUAGAUAGAAAAGAAACAUACGGUGAUUAUUAUGGUUCUCGAUUUAAACGAUCAGCUGUCGAAGAUGCUGAUAGUUAUAGUAAAAAAAGUGAUGAUGAGACCAACGAUUCAGGAAAUACAGACUCUACCAACGAUACCGACAAUACAGAUACUCCUAACGACACCAACAAUAAUGAGAAUUUAAACAACAGUGAAAUUGCUGGGGUUGUCCAAGAAAUAUCAGUGACUUUUUACGGUACUUAAUGGGUACACAUUCUUGGAAUGCUUUUGAUUGCACUAAUAAGUUGUUGUUAUUUUUAAAAUAAUUGUUUUGGGAAUUUUUUUUUUUUUUACAGUGGUUUUUUUAUUUAAAUGGUAAAUAUCGUUGUUAAUGCAACGUGACACGUUGAACGUGAUUAAGUAAAUCGAUGGAUGCUGUUCUUCUGAUCUUAGUGGUGUAUUUAUUUUUUAAAUUACUUGUACAAUACAUGAAAAAUAUGAAAAUAAUACUAUUUCAUAAUAUGA
Molecule: messenger RNA, 2782 nt
Organism: Hydra vulgaris (swiftwater hydra)
Lineage: Eukaryota; Metazoa; Cnidaria; Hydrozoa; Anthoathecata; Hydridae
Product: PC3-like endoprotease variant B
Biological process (GO): protein processing
Cellular component (GO): trans-Golgi network; Golgi membrane
Molecular function (GO): serine-type endopeptidase activity
Source: RefSeq, a predicted model, not a curated record